Messenger RNA from Triticum aestivum (bread wheat), 1514 nucleotides. Its product is annotated as putative DUF21 domain-containing protein At1g03270. The coding region runs from base 839 to 1330 and encodes 163 amino acids. The transcript has 6 exons. Lineage: Eukaryota; Viridiplantae; Streptophyta; Magnoliopsida; Poales; Poaceae. The record is from RefSeq and is a predicted model, not a curated record. Gene Ontology annotation, biological process: magnesium ion homeostasis; intracellular manganese ion homeostasis. Gene Ontology annotation, cellular component: cytoplasm.
GUACGCUGAGAUAGGAAAGGAUGACUUGGAGCAUAAAGCUGCGCUAUUGGCUGACGGCAACACAUACACUCUGACCAGAUUCAUGGUGUCGCUUGCCACACUAUUGUGGAAGCAGUGGCUGACAUCCAAGAUGGCUUUCUGGAGUUCGUGUACGACCCUAUUCCGUUUCUGGACCUCGCAGCCUAUGUGGGAGAGAACAAGCGCUUUAUAUUGUUGGGUCAUAGUGAGUGUCUCUGCUGCUGCAUUUCUCUGCAUUGCGCGCCAGCCAACUCUGACCACCAAACGCACUAUAGUCCUGGAAGACCACUUUUAUUUCAUUUUCUCUGUUCUUGAGGUUUAUAUAUGGUUCAAACUUCAAACAUAUUAAUUAAUCAACUCCAUUGAGGUGGCACUGAGAAAAUGAUUUAAAUGCUGGCCUCAUGCAAACAGAAGCUGGCUUGCUUCUGGAAAACUUGCUAGUUUCUUGGGGGGAACCUGACCUGUCUGUGGGUUUGUCCGUGUUUAUUUCAGAUGGUCCUCUCUGUAGUGCCCCUGUUUUCUACUAUGUAUGGGGCAUUUAACUCUGGGCCAGAAUCAUUGUUGACUAGUAAUAGUAAAACUUUGGAACUGUAAUUCUACUUGUGUGCUAGUUGUCGUAACAAACAAGCACAUUCGUUUAGUUACCGGUACUAUAUUUGGUUGAAUGAGCUCUUCUUUCCCCCUAAAUCUAGUUCUUCAUUUAUAGCCCUCAGCAUCAUGAAUCUGAAUUGUUUAAUUGCACUGUUUCCAGGUGCAUCAGUUACUUAAGUUCAUUGCAAAAUUUUCAAAACAUCCAAAUGGCAAGGUAUUGCUAUGGAAAAUGGGAAUUUCACGGGUUCUUAAUAAGUUGCUAAAGAACUGCAGCAACGCAUCUUACUUGGAAGAUAAAGCGAUCUCUGAAAGAGGAGCCUACAGAAGUGACCAACUUAUGCUCAAAUGGAGGAUUCCCUUAUUCAGAUGUCCCGCAUCUAUCUUCAGUGCCCAGCCAUCUGGCAAAGAGCAGACUGCUAUUGAAGAGUCCUCAGAGAAUGCUAGCGUUGAGGAGUGCUCUUCUAUCAUGCAUCACCUCUUGGUCUUAUGCCAGGCUCUCCCUAUAUUCCUUGACAGGAUUUUCAAUCCUGUUCUUGCAAUUAUAUUGUCAGUGACAUUUGUUCUUGCCUUUGGGGAGGUUAUACCUCAAGCAAUAUGUACCAGGUAUGGGCUGGCAGUGGGUGCUAGCUUUGUUUGGCUCGUACGCAUCGUCAUGUUCAUUGCCUAUCCUAUUGCUUACCCUAUUGGGAAGGUAAAUCAGCAAAGUCACAUUACUCAAUAGAAAAGUGUUAAUUUGUACUGUAUCAUAAUCGUUUGAAGCUUAUCCAGUGGCCUAGAUUUUGAAUUCCAAUGAAUUAGACUAUUAUUAUGAGGCCUGGGCUCACUGCUCUUUGGUGCCAUUGUUGAUGGACAAGGUCAUGAAGUGAUAUUUUGGUUACACUUCUCUAAUUAGGAGAUUUUGGUAA